AUGUCCAAACUAGCUAAUGCCUUAGCUGUAGGAGGCCAUGGAAAAUUCCUAGCACAAGCUCAAUUGAACCUUAGGGGGCAACACAUGGCACAAACUUUAGGACCAAGAGAGACCAACUUGAAGGAAGUGAAUGUCAUAACCACUAGAUCUAGAAAGGUUAUAGAACCAACCGCCAAACUUAGGGAAAGUGAGAAGGAUCGCAGUAGCAUAGAAGAGAGCACCCCUAGUGAGGAGGCAGUGAAAAAUCCAUCUAGAGUGCCCUUUCCUCAAGCCCUCAAGUCAACCUCGAAAUCUACUAGUCAACAUAGUAAAAUCCUAGAGUACCUCAAGCAAGUAAAAGUCAAUCUACCUCUCUUGCACGUGAUUUCCCAGGUCCCCAUAUAUGCUAAAGUCCUUAAGGACUUGUGUACUAUAAAAUGGAAGCACCAUGUCGAGAAAACCACAUUCUUAACUGAACAUGUGAAUGCCGUAAUUGAACAAAAAGUCCCACCAAAGUAUAAGGAACCUGGUUGUCCUAAUGUUUCUUGUAUCAUAGGGAACCAUGAGAUUGCACAAGCUCUCCUAGACUUAGGGGCUAGUGUCAACAUCAUUCCUUAUGCUAUAUACUCAGCAUUAGGUCUAGGUAAGAUCAAACUUACUACAGUGGUCCUACAAUUGGCUGAUCGAUCCACUAUUAGACCUAGAGGGAUAGUUGAGGAUGUGCUAGUACAGAUUGACAAAUUAUGUUACCUUGUGGAUUUUUUGGUUUUGGAUGUGAAAGUAGAUGUGAAUCCUGAGGAAGAUGAUGGGUAUCAUCAAACAUACAUGAUUGAUACACUUGUUGAGGAGGAAGCACAUGCGCUUAUUGACCCCGACCCUUUAAAUUUUUUCCUUUUAAAUUUUGAAAUUCUCGCAAGGGAUGAUAAUGGAGAAUAUCCUGAUAUUGAUGGUAAUUUUAAUGAUUUUCAGGAUUAUGGGAUACCACUGGUGACUACUUCCAAUGAGUUGGUUUAG
This is a messenger RNA of Olea europaea var. sylvestris, 993 nucleotides long. RefSeq lists its product as uncharacterized. The transcript has 3 exons. Lineage: Eukaryota; Viridiplantae; Streptophyta; Magnoliopsida; Lamiales; Oleaceae. The record is from RefSeq and is a predicted model, not a curated record. Bases 1 to 993 code for a protein of 330 amino acids.